AUUUACGCACAAUAUUUGAUUUGCGGAGUAUGCGCAAAAGUUUCUGCGCAAAUACUACUUAUCUUACUUGUAUUUACGUUUAUAUUAUAUGAGAAUGUAUUAAGCUUACGUCUGUACGCAAUGUAGAUACGCAAUGCGAACAGAAUUAGUUGAUGGAAGCGUUGUUUUUGUUAAAUUUCGUGAUAAGUCCAUAAAAUAAUGAGUAUAUCGACCUCGACAAAUGUGAACCAUAGUGGACAUUCUCAUAGUGGAGAAGCUUUCUUAAAUAUUCCAGUUGAAUCCUCAAAUUUAGAUGCUUUAGCGACGAAACGGAGGAGUUCAUCGCGUACAAUAAAACGCAGAAAAUUUGAUGAUGAAUUGGUGGAAACAACAUUUAACCUUCAACCUUCUACUGCAAGCACAAAAUCAGCAUCAAGGACUAGGACUUUAUCGGUAUCUGCUAAUCCACAGGAUGUCUUGCCAUCACAAAUUCUUGCAAGUCCUAUGCAAAUGCCACCAAACGUGACACAAAAUGAUAGAUGUAAUCGUAGGCCUCCUAGGCCAAGCGGUUCAAAUGGAUCUGGAAGAAAGAGUAAGAAGAACAAAAGUCAUUCACAUUCAGUGAAUGCUACAAAAGAUCUUGGUCGAUGGAAGCCUACUGAUGACCUAGCUUUAAUAACUGGUGUACAACAAACAAAUGAUUUACGAAUGGUACAUCGUGGUACAAAAUUUUCAUGUCGAUUUACACUUCAAGAAAUUCAGCAAAGAUGGUAUGCUUUAUUAUAUGAUAGUGCAGUUUCUCGUGUCGCAGUCCAAGCUAUGAGGAAUUUACAUCCUGAAUUAAUUGCUAGUGUGCAAGCAAGAACUUUAUAUAGCAAAGCUGAAGAAGAUCUUCUUGGUACUGUUAAAUCAACUUCUCAACCAACAUUAGAAGUUUUUCAAGAACUUCUUGAAGCAAAUGCGCAUACAUUUUAUCCACAUAGAACAGCUAAAGCAUUACUUGCUCACUGGCAAUUGAUGAAGCAAUACCAUUUAUUGCCAGAUCAAACAGUUCAAAGUUUACCUAGAGGUGAACAUGUAUUAAACUUUUCUGAUGCUGAAGAUAUGAUUGCUGAUGCAGAAUUAAUGGAGCAGAAAGAUGAAGCGGUAGAUAUCGAACUUGUAACAUUGGAUAGGAAAAAUAAAAGAGAAAUUAGAAUGUUAGAGAAUGAACUUGGAAGAUGGCAAGUUCUUGUUGACAGUGUAACAGGUGUUAAUCCACCAGAUUUUGACAAUCAGACGUUAGCGAUACUCAGAGGUCGACUUGUCAGAUAUCUUAUGAGAUCUCGAGAGAUAACUGUGGGACGAUCUACGAAGGACCAUAAUGUCGACGUGGAUUUGAGUUUAGAAGGACCAGCAUGGAAAGUAUCUCGUAGACAAGGUACAAUUCGUUUAAGAAAUAAUGGUGAUUUCUUUUUAUCUUCUGAAGGAAAAAGACCAAUUUUUGUGGAUAGUAGACCGAUUCUUGCUGGAAAUAAAAUAAAAUUGAACAAUAACAGUGUAAUUGAGAUAGCAGGGCUGAGAUUCAUAUUUUUAAUAAAUCAAGAACUCAUUUCUGUAAUUCGCCAGGAAGCUGUUAAACUCAAUUUAAAUCCUUAAGUUAUAUAUAAAGUGUGUGACCAAGAAUAAUGCAUUGAAUACUCUUACAAUUAUUUUUAAAAUUGAAAUAUGUGAAUUUUAAUUUGUAAUAUUUGACAUUUAUUAUUGUAUUAUUUCUAGUACAAAUUUAUAAUUAUGAUUGCGUUCUUCGUGUUAGGGUAAAAUGUAAAUUGCCAAUGUGAAAAAACUGACUACGUAGUAUACAAUCUGGAAAAUUAUAUUUCACUCUUACACGUUGAAUUGUAUAUCUGACAAACCGUGCCAAUGUAUGGACAAUUGUAUAUUUUCUUUUAUUUUUCAUUAUUAAUUAGAGGUACAAUAUAUCUUGUACAGAAGCAGUUAUAUAGCCGUAGUAUAUAAUGUUAGUGCUUUAUAAUAAAGGGCACAAAAAGA
Molecule: messenger RNA, 2010 nt
Organism: Vespa crabro (European hornet)
Lineage: Eukaryota; Metazoa; Arthropoda; Insecta; Hymenoptera; Vespidae
Gene: Rcd5
Product: microspherule protein 1
Exons: 6
Coding region: 199-1617 (472 amino acids)
Biological process (GO): positive regulation of transcription by RNA polymerase II
Cellular component (GO): Ino80 complex; MLL1 complex; NSL complex
Molecular function (GO): G-quadruplex RNA binding; protein binding
Source: RefSeq, a predicted model, not a curated record